AUGUUCCCGUUUGACCAGUCGGCCCUACCGAGCCUCCCAAAGCGAAAGGCUCUCUUGGUGAUUGAUUUCCAAAGCGAUUUUCUCGAUGCUGAGGCCCCGCUGCGUGUCACGAGGCCCCAUGGGUUCGUCGAAAAGACUGUACAGUUUGCCGACGCGUUUCGCCAGCUGGGCGACGUCAUUUGGGUAUGCUCCGAGUUUGACAAGGUGCGGCCCAUAGCCGGCGAGCAGAUACUGGCGACCGACGAGACCCCGAAGCCGAGCGCUGUCACUGCUGCCGGAGCUGCCUCCGGUCGGCGGCGAGGCCCCAAAGUGGAACUCAUCCCAGCUCCCGUCGCUGAUACCGACCCCGAAGCCUUUCUCAGUGCCGGCGGCAUUCCAUGCGUUCGCUCGCCCUCCGGCUCACAAAUCCCUGGCAACGUCAAGGACGCAUCGCUGAAGCGCGACGUCACUUUCAUCAAAUCGCAUUACUCGGCCUUCAAGUCGGGCCAGCUCAUUCAUCUGCUACGGGGCAAGUUCAUCACGCACAUUUUCAUAGCUGGUUCCCUGAUGAACAUUGGUGUCUUUGCCACGGCCCUUGACGCCGCCAUGUACGGUUACGACAUAACCAUCGUCGAGGACUGCUGCGGCUAUCGCUCGCAAGUGAGGCAAGGGAACGCCAUCCAGUCAGUCAUUGAUGUUACUGGAUGCGAAGUCGACAGCAGCAGCACAGUCCUUGAACAGCUUCGGGCGGAGCCUCCGUCCGCAAAACCCGCUGUCGCAUCACCAGCCACGUCUUCCUCAUCUGGGACGACAGCCAACAAGAAGGUUGGUGGCCUAGCCGGCGCCAGGACCCCGCCCAUUCCAGGUCGUGUGCGUGGCAAGGCGUCGACGUCUGACCUACAUGAGAAGCUGGCUGCUCUCAAAAUUGGCAGUACCCCCGGCGGUCGCAUUGAACCCGACUCUGAUCCUAAUAGCCUGGCGCUGGAGGUCGAUCCCGAUGCCCAGCCGUCCUUACACGACCUCAACAGCCCGAGGCGCAAACCAUCGUCAGCUGAUGACCGCGACCCAAUCCUAGAGCUGGAGGCGAUCAGAAACAAGUACAGAACUUCCAAAGAUACACGGACGGACACAUCACAAGCCAGAAAGCUCAAGCAGCCCAGACUGGCAGACAUGGCAGCUCAAAACAAGCCCGGGCCUGUCGUCCCGGCACGCGUAGGCAAGGAUCUCGAGCCGAAGAUCAUCGAACCAGAAGUCACGGUGCCCGCCACCGCCCCCUCGGACUCGGUCUCGAAGGAUGACCAUGAUCCUGCCACUGCAGAGACUUCACCAGAGACCUCUGAGCCGCUCUGCGAGGGUGAUACUGUCAUCAUACACAAUGUCCUACCGCCCAACUUGCUCGAAGGCAUGGUAGCCUGCCCUUUCUACCGCGACGGAAACGACUACAUUUCCGAGCACAGCGACAAGACGCUCGAUAUUGUCAAGGGUUCUUACAUUGUUAAUGUCAGUCUAGGCGCCGAGAGAACCAUGAUUUUCAGAACCAAGCGGGACGCGAAAGAUCCCUCCAAGAAAACGGAUGACAUCCCCGAGGGUGCGAAGCGCAACACAUCGCGCAAGCAGCUGCCGCACAACUCCCUCUGCCGCAUGGGCCUUGUGACAAACAUGCGGUGGCUCCACGCCAUCCGCCAAGACAAGCGUGCCGAACGAGACAAGACAGCACCUGAGCUUGCCUUUGCCGGCGGCCGCAUCUCUUUGACCUUCCGCCAGAUCGGGACCUUCCUGGACCGCGAUGGCACCCUGAUCUGGGGCCAAGGCGCCACGGGCAAGACGCGCGCUGAUGCCCACCCUGUCGUCAACGGGCAAGGACCCGAGGCCGUGGCCAUGCUGCGUGCCUUUGGAACCGAGAACCACGCGAGCGAGUUUGACUGGGAUGCGCACUACGGGCAGGGCUUUGACGUGCUGCAUAUGAGCAGCGCGCCACGCUUGUUCUUUCCGCCGAUGCCGUUGUCAAAUAUGCGCGUACAGCUCGCACUGGCCGAGUACGGCAUUCUCUUCGCCAAGGGCCGCAUGCCGCCAUCCUUUGACUGGAAGGAGGGGAAGGCUGAGGCUGCUGCUCCCGCCGUCAUCUCGUCGGCUCUCGAGAGUCUGUCCAUCAAGUACGUGGAUAAUGAUGCCGACCGGUCGACGGUGCAGGGAGACAUGGCCAUUCUGCUCUACCUCGACAGCCUCCACGGGAAGCGCAGUGAGCCCAGCAAGGGCCAGGCUCGUAUCUUGACACGCUUCCAGCAGGGCCUCGCCCUCCUUGAUAAGUGGCGCGCUAUCAGAUCGCAGGAAACAGAUGACGUGACUGUGAAGCAACCAGCCAAGCCGCUGAAACGGGAACUCAUAGUCUGGAACGAUUAUGCCGCCGAGAAUGAGAGCAUCGCAGGCGAGGUCGUGUCCAUUGCCGACUUUGUCGUCUGGCCGGUCCUGCACGAUAUUGUGCAGACGCUCGGCGAGGGGGUCCUCAACGGUACGAAGUCCUUGAAGAAGUAUUAUCAGGCGUUUUCAGAGAGGGAGGCUACGAUGAAAGUAUUGGCUGUUGACCCGCCGGUAGCGGCGGUGACAGCGACACAGCCAGAGCCAGAGGAUCAACCUGCAGCAGAGGCAAAGGCAGAAGGAGGGGCAAAACCUGCAGCAGAGGCAAAGGCAGAAGGAGGGGCAAAAUCAGCAGCAGAGGAAGAUGCAGGGGUAAAAGUAGAGGGAUAGGUAAAGGCAGAGGGAAGGGAAAAGCAGAGGGAAGGAAAAGGCAGAGGGAAGGAAAAAGCAGAGGGAAGGAAAAAGCAGAGGGAAGGAAAAAACAGGGGAAAGGCAAAAGCAGGGGGAAGGCAAAAGCAGAGGGAAGGAAAAAGCAGAGGGAAACUCAGAGGCAGGGGCAAAAGGAGAAGACCGCGAAGGAAAGACUUUCACGGAUGGUGGUGCGAAAAAGACGGAUGAUGCCUCGAAGGCGCAAUAGUUGACAAUAUAGCCCGUCAUCUGGAGGUUCAAAUUGAAUUCAAGGAUCGAAUC
Molecule: messenger RNA, 3024 nt
Organism: Verticillium dahliae VdLs.17
Lineage: Eukaryota; Fungi; Ascomycota; Sordariomycetes; Glomerellales; Plectosphaerellaceae
Product: isochorismatase family protein family
Exons: 3
Coding region: 1-2724 (907 amino acids)
Biological process (GO): DNA repair; DNA alkylation repair
Cellular component (GO): nucleus
Molecular function (GO): dioxygenase activity
Source: RefSeq, a predicted model, not a curated record